UCAGAGCUUCCAUUUAUUUUGUUGGAAUGUAAGGAUACCUCAUUGGGCCAAAAAGGAUUCCGGAAAUCAAAAGGUUUUGGACAAUGUUUCUAUUUUAUUGUUUUGUUUUUACUUUGGGAAUAUUUUUAUGAAUUUCCUAAAAAGUGUGAAUUUUCUAAAAGUGAAAUGUAAUUUUAGAUAUAACGAUUUGAGUUAAAAUUAAAGAUUUGUUUGUUCGGUUCAAAUGAUUUGAGAGGGCGCGUGCUUGUUUUGGCCGGAUCCAUUUUUUUUUUUCAUUUUGACUUUCCACCGCGUCUACAAAAGUUUAAAAGAUUAAUGCACUAUAAAGCAUGCAAUUAAAAUAUAGCCACUCUUCUUAUGAAUUUAUUUUUUUAACAGAUUAGGCUGUACACGGGCAGGAAGAGCUCUAAAGUCUAAACACCUCGACCUGGUUAUGGUCUCUUCCUUCCUUCUGCCUGCACUCCGCUGAUAGAGUUCGUCUCCUAGCAACAACACAUUAGACGCCAAAGAUGGCGGCACCGAAAGUGAUGAGAGUUUUCAUAAACAACAUUGACUCCUUCUCCUCCGGACACAUCGCCGAGUGUCUGAGUGAGCGCGCGGCUGUCGCACCUGAUCAAGAAGACCUUCCGGAACCUGCAGUCCUCCAGGUGGUUGGAACGGCAUCUGAGGACGCGCCGCGCGCACUGGAGGUUUAUAUUGUAGGUGAAAUGAUCCGAAGUGUAAAGACACGUCCUAAUAGAGAAGAGCUGCUGUUCAAACUGAUGCAGUGCGAUGUUGUGAUCUAUAACAUCAGCGAGGAGGCGGAGCAAGUGGAGGAGGCCAUGUGGGCUGUAACAGCUCUGCACGGUUUGAUUGGGAGUUUCUCAGCACCAAAGAUGUUUAUCCUCAUCUCCACAGUCAUGACCUGGGCUUCAAGCAAGCCCGUCGAUCCCGAUGACCCAACGCUUCCUUUCACAGAUGAGAUUUUCUGGAGCAGAAAAGCUCACCUGAACUUUGUGCGGCACAUUGGCCUGGAGAGGAGAGUGGCCAAAAUGGGCAAAACUAAUAGGGAGAUGUUCUCCACUUAUGUGGUGGCAUCAGGACUGCAGUACGGGAUGGGAGAACAUCUAUUCCACUACUUUUUUAAGAGAGCGUGGCUCGGACAGGAGCCUGAAGUUUCUGUAUUUGGAGACUGUGAUAACGUUCUUCCCACGAUUCAUAUCAGGGAUUUGGCCAGUAUCAUUCAACAUGUGAUCCACCAUCGGCCCAGGCCGUACUACCUGCUGGCUGUGGAUGGUUCCAACAACAGCAUGGAGGAAAUCAUAAAGGCAGUGGCCUCCACUCUGGGACCAGGAAAGAUCCAGAAACGACCCGUUGAGGAGGCCCUUCUUGUACAGGACUUGAGUGCAGCAGACAUUGAUUUUCUGCUGGUCAACCUGCGAAUGGAAGCCGUGUUCAUCCGGAAGCUGUUUUCCAUCCGCUGGCACUGUGAAUUUGGGCUGGUGGAGAACGUGGAUCUGGUGGUGGAGGAGUACCGGCAGAGCCGGGGACUGCUGCCCAUCCGGAUCUGUGUGCUGGGUCCUCCUGCGGCGGGGAAGAGCACCGUGUCCAAGGAACUCUGCCAACAUUACAAGCUCCAUUACAUCACCCUGAGGGACACUGUGUUUGAGGCCAUCGCCCAGCUGGAGGACGCUGUGAAUAAUCUUAAUCCAGAAACAGAUGACUCAACAAUGAAGGAUCUUCUAAACAGCCUAAAGGACAGCACGGAGAACAGCAAAGAUGUUUCAGAGAACCAGCUGAAGGUGUUGAAAGAUAAACUGAUGUCUAACCCGUGCAGAAACCAAGGCUUUGUUCUUGACGGUUUCCCCAACACCUACGAACAAGCAAAAGAACUCUUUGGUGCAGAAGAAGACGAUGAGACAUCCCACAAUGCUUCGUUCAAGAGGAUUGUUCCAGAGGUCGUCUUUACUUUGGACGCAUCGGACAACCUCCUGGUGGAUCGAGUGAUGAACCUGCCCGAGAGCGUGGUGCAGGAGCACAAAUACCAUCAGGAGAACUUUAAGAGGCGGUUAACCGCCUACAGGAAAAUCAACGCAGACGAGGAAACAGUUCUCACCUUCUUUACUGAGAUGGACAUCCCAUCAUGGCACCUGGAAAUCACUAGCAGUUCAGAAGCCGACAAUCGAUUGCUCAUCCACAAGAUCCUGCAGACGGUGGGUCCUCCUAGAAGUUACAGCCCCUCCAGACGGGAGAUAGAGGAGGAGGAGAGGAAGAAGGGAGAGGAAACGAUGAAGAAGGAGGCCCUGGAAAAGGCAGAAAAGGACAAGAAGGAGGCAGAGGAGGAGGAGGCCAGGAGAAGGGCAGCACGUUUGGAGAACUGGAGUCGGUGUUUGGAAGUGGCGAGGCGACAUAAGGAGGAGCCACUGAAGGCUGAGGCCCUGAGCUACCUGAAGAAGGAGGUCAUGCCCACGCUGGUGCAGGCUCUGAGCGAGUGCUGCCGACUUCAGCCUCCAGAUCCUGUGGACUUUGUGGCGGAGUAUCUAGUCAAGAACAACCCCACUGACAAGCCAGCCUAAAGAUUUGAUUGUACAAGAACAUAUUUCUGUUCUGUCAUAGUAAAGAAGAGAACCUUGGGCACCACAAUGGAUCUUCAACUUUUCAUCUGGCUGUCCCUGUCUCUACCUGACUUGAUGGCGAACAGUUUAAAACCCACUUUGUAUUAACUAACAAUUCAAAUCCUUAAGUUAAUAAGUUGGAACAUCUUUGCUGAAAUUCUAAAUGUGUUUAAGGGAUGUUUUUCCCAGUUAUUUGCAGAGUUUUGUGAUGUUCCCCUAAAUGUUACAUGGAAUAAACCCAACUUUCCCUGAA
Messenger RNA from Oryzias melastigma (Indian medaka), 2847 nucleotides. RefSeq names its product adenylate kinase 7b (gene ak7b). Lineage: Eukaryota; Metazoa; Chordata; Actinopteri; Beloniformes; Adrianichthyidae. The transcript is spliced from 18 exons. Bases 510 to 2555 code for a protein of 681 amino acids. The record is from RefSeq and is a predicted model, not a curated record. Gene Ontology annotation, biological process: nucleobase-containing compound metabolic process. Gene Ontology annotation, molecular function: ATP binding; AMP kinase activity. Gene Ontology annotation, cellular component: cytoplasm.